AUGGAAGGUGACUACUUCCUUGUCGUAGUGGAUGCUUUUAGCAGUUGGCCGGAGGUCAUUCGGAUGCGUUCAACCACGGCGGAGAAAACGGUCAAGGCAAUGGCUGAAAUAUUCGCUCACUGGGGUCCUUGCAAAACGAUCGUUUCGGACAACGGACCACAAUUCAUACCAGAAACUUUUAAAAAAUUUUGUAUGGCGGAAGGCAUUCAGCACAUCACCUCAGCUGCUUAUCAUCCACAGUCGAACGGAAGGGCGGAAAAGUUCGUUGACACUCUCAAGACGGCUUUGCGAAAACUUGAAGGGACGGAUGGUGGCAUCGACUCUCAUCUUAGGAUCUUCCUGAGCAGCUAUCGCCGAACUCCAUCUAAUGCGUUCAACAAUAAAUCACCGUUUGAACUCAUGACGGGACGCAAAAUGCCUUCGAAAUUCGAUCUUUUGCUCGAACGGUCAGACGGAAAAGGUGAUCCUAAUGUAAAGAUGGCUCAACAGUUCAACAGACACCACGGAGCGAAAGCACGAACAUUUGGCAUCGGAGAGACAGUUUACUAUCAGAUGCACCAUGGCAAUGACUGGAUGUGGCAUCCAGGAGUUAUCCUAAAGCAACUGGGAGAAACAAAUUUCCUAAUCAACGUGAAGGACCGAAUCAUUAAGGCGCACAAGAAUCAACUGCAACGACGAGUGUCACCAAUUCAUCAGGACAAUGAAACCGAUCAUUACGACGACUUUGAUUGUAAUUCCUAUUCGUGUCAGAACAAUCAGGUCCUUGAAAGCCCUCUUCCACAAGAUGAUCCAAACGAAAGCCGCAUGACAGGCUCAUUCGACGAUGCCGAUGGAGAAUUCUCAGAAGAAGUACAAAUUCAGCCAUACGUCAACGAUCGCCCACAUCGCACUACAGCAGGAAAACUGCCCGAAAAGUACAAAGACUUCGUGAUGGCAGUCCUGGCCAAGCAUGCAUAA
Photinus pyralis (common eastern firefly) is the source of this 957-nucleotide messenger RNA. RefSeq lists its product as uncharacterized. NCBI's taxonomy places the organism in Eukaryota, Metazoa, Arthropoda, Insecta, Coleoptera, Lampyridae. The record is from RefSeq and is a predicted model, not a curated record. Bases 1 to 957 code for a protein of 318 amino acids. The transcript has a single exon. Gene Ontology annotation, biological process: DNA integration. Gene Ontology annotation, molecular function: nucleic acid binding.